Messenger RNA from Adineta ricciae, 1689 nucleotides. The record is from the annotation of a GenBank genome assembly. NCBI's taxonomy places the organism in Eukaryota, Metazoa, Rotifera, Eurotatoria, Adinetida, Adinetidae.
AUGUUACAGCAAGAUGGAUUCCAUGUUGAAGAUGGCAGAAAAGUUUUCAAAACUACUCGAUAUAUUAAAUGUAUCGUUCCUAUGCUAGUAGUGGGAAUCGUUCUUGCAUCGAUCAUUCUUGCUCUCUCUGUCCUAGCUCUGGCUAAAAUUGACAAGAAAGUUGACGAGAUUCAAAUCCAUAAGCAAAGAUCGACCACUGAUCUUGAAAGAUCGUCACAAUCGAGCAAUUCAUUCCUAUCGUUAUCAAUUCGUAUCGAUGAAGUAAUGAGUCACCUGAAUGAACUGCAACGCAUCGCUGCCGCAUCGAAUGGGACUCGAGCGGUUAGUACAUUAGGAUUUAAUCGGACGUUGAAUUACAUCACAAAUUAUCUUAAAGCGAAUACAAAUUUUAAAGUAACACAUUCAUUCUUCAAUAUAAAAGAUUUUCAACUUGCACGCGAUCCAGUUUUAAUUUCAUCUAUGAACGAUGUAAUAAAAAACUAUAGAUACUCUAGAAAUCUGUCGGAUGCUGACUUUUAUCAUGUCAAAUUCUCAACGUCGCUUAACCUGUCGACUUUUACUCAAAUUACAGUCAUACCCAAUGUGGCAUGUUCCGAUACUGAUUGGAAUACAACAAGCCCACCACCUGCCGGCCGUAUAGUCUUAGUUAAACGUGGCAUAUGUGCUUUUCAAGAUAAAGUGCAACUAGCAGAGAAGUACAAUGCAAAAGCUGUUCUAUUAUAUAAUGACGGGCAAACACCGGAGCGGAUUUCACCUGUAGAAACAAGUGUCUCUCAAGAAAAUACACUGCCUGUCCUCUUUUUAUCAUUUACUGCCGGUCAAGCUCUAGCCACAGCUGCUCGAGCAGCGCCUACAAACGUCAGUGUACGAUUGGUGCUUGACGUAAAAGAUCUACCACCGCUUCCAGUUGGCAACAUCUGUGCAGAUACACCAACAGGCGAUUCCACUCAAACGAUUAUCAUUGGUAGCCACAGUGAUAGUGUACCAGACGGCCCAGGUAUCAAUGACAAUGGUAGCGGCAGCGCAGCAAACCUUGCGCUGGCCGUUGCACUUGCUCGACUCUUCAGAACACCUUUCUAUCACAAAUACAAAUAUCGAGUCAGGUUCUGUUGGUGGGGUGCAGAAGAAAUCGGUCUUCUAGGCUCCGACCAUCAUGUCAAACAAGCAAAGAACUCAUCUAUCAUCGGCGAACGCCUCUCUGACUAUCUCGUUAAUCUAAACUAUGACAUGCUUGGAUCACCUAACUACAUCUUCGGCAUCUAUGAUGGUCGCACAGCUAAGAACGACACUCCUGCACAAGCUCUGCCUGGUAGUAACAAGAUCACGAGCCUUUUUCGUGAGUGGUUCGUUGAACAGCACCUUCCAUGGGACUACACCGAUUUCAGCGGUCGAAGUGACUAUGGUCCGUUUCUAGCUGAAGGUAUCGCUGCAGGUGGCUUGUUUUCUGGUGCUGAUAGUGUGAAAAGCGUGGAACAGCGCAAUCGAUAUGAUGCGGUUCUCGGUCAAGGCCUAGGUGGCAUUCCGGAUAUAAAGGAAGAUCCAUGCUAUCACAAAGCAUGUGAUUCGAUUGAGAACAUCAAUGUAUUUGGAUAUGAGAAGAUGGUGCAGGCCGCAGCGUAUGCACUAGAGUAUCUGGGUCGUAAAGAAGAUCUCAGAUCAUGGCUUUAUCCAGGAAAACGAGCGCCGUAA